AUGAUGCUGAACUCGGACCCCCCCUCCCUCUCCGUCGCCCCGUCCCACCCCGACCCCGCUCCCUCCCCGGCUGCCGGUGCCGCUGCCGGUGCGGAGCCUGUGACCCGUGCGGAGCCGCUGCCCCGUGCGGAGCCGCUGCCCCGGGCGGAGCCGCUGCCCCGGGCGGAGCCGCUGCCCCGGGCGGAGCCGCUGCCCCGGGCGGAGCCGCUGAGCCGCGAGGAGCGGCGGCGCCGGCGCCGGGCCACGGCCAAGUACCGCACGGCGCACGCCACGCGGGAGCGCAUCCGCGUCGAGGCGUUCAACGUGGCCUUCGCGGAGCUGCGGCGCCUGCUGCCCACGCUGCCCCCCGACAAGAAACUGUCCAAGAUCGAGAUCCUGCGCCUGGCCAUCUGCUACAUCUCCUACCUGAACCACGUCCUGGACGUCUGACCUGUCCGUGUGUCCGUCCCUGCUGCCCACGCUGCCCCAGCCAGGAUCGAGAUCCUGCGCCUGGCCAUCUGCUACAUCUCCUACCUGAACCACGUCCUGGACGUCUGACCUGUCCGUCUGUCCAUCCAUGUUUCCAUCCCCGCUGCCUCCCAACAAGAA
Messenger RNA from Camarhynchus parvulus, 588 nucleotides. It is a transcript of the gene NHLH1, whose product is annotated as nescient helix-loop-helix 1. Gene Ontology annotation, biological process: regulation of transcription by RNA polymerase II. The coding region runs from base 1 to 429 and encodes 142 amino acids. The record is from RefSeq and is a predicted model, not a curated record. Lineage: Eukaryota; Metazoa; Chordata; Aves; Passeriformes; Thraupidae. The transcript has a single exon. Gene Ontology annotation, molecular function: protein dimerization activity; RNA polymerase II cis-regulatory region sequence-specific DNA binding; DNA-binding transcription factor activity, RNA polymerase II-specific.